Messenger RNA from Gracilinanus agilis (Agile Gracile Mouse Opossum), 963 nucleotides. Its product is annotated as olfactory receptor 51E2-like. Lineage: Eukaryota; Metazoa; Chordata; Mammalia; Didelphimorphia; Didelphidae. Gene Ontology annotation, molecular function: olfactory receptor activity; G protein-coupled receptor activity. Gene Ontology annotation, cellular component: membrane. The transcript has a single exon. Gene Ontology annotation, biological process: G protein-coupled receptor signaling pathway. The record is from RefSeq and is a predicted model, not a curated record. Bases 1 to 963 code for a protein of 320 amino acids.
AUGAACCCCUGCAAUUUCACCCACACCACUUUUAUUCUUCUAGGUCUCCCAGGACUGGAAGCUGCCCAGUUCUGGAUAGCAUUCCCUCUUCUGUCUAUGUAUGUUAUAGCAGUGCUGGGCAACUGCACGGUGGUUUUCAUUGUGAGAACAGAACAUAGUCUUCAUGCCCCCAUGUACCUUUUCCUUUGCAUGCUGGCAGCUAUUGAUUUGGCCCUCUCUACCUUCACAAUGCCCAAGGUCCUUGCUCUAUUCUGGUUCAACUCUCAGGAGAUCGCCUUUGAUCUGUGUCUCACUCAGAUGUUCUUUAUCCAUGCUCUUUCAGCCAUUGAGUCCACUAUUCUUUUGGCCAUGGCCUUUGACCGCUACGUGGCCAUCUGUCACCCCCUUCGGCAUGGGGCUGUGCUCACCAACACUUUCACAGCUCGGAUUGGCAUGGUAGCUGUGGUGAGGGGCUCUCUUUUCUUCCUUCCACUGCCAUUGCUCAUCAAGAGGCUUCAUUUCUGUGGUUCAAACACCCUUACCCAUUCCUACUGUGUGCACCAAGAUAUGAUGAAGCUGGCCCAUGCUGGCACCAUGCCCAAUGUGGUCUAUGGGUUAACUGCCAUCCUGCUCGUCAUGGGCGUUGAUGUUGUGCUCAUCUCACUCUCUUACUUCCUGAUCAUCCGUACUGUGCUACGGUUGCCAUCCCGGGCAGAACGGGCAAAGGCCUUUGGAACAUGUGUCUCCCAUAUUGGUGUGGUUCUAGCAUUUUAUGUGCCAUUAAUUGGUCUAUCUGUGGUGCACCGCUUUGGGAACAACCUCAACCCCAUUGUCCAUGUGCUCAUGGGCAAUGUCUAUCUGAUGUUACCACCUGUCAUCAAUCCUCUCAUCUAUGCUGCCAAGACCAAGCAGAUCCGAUCCAGGGUACUGGCCAUGUUCAAGAUUAUCUGUGGGAAGGAGGUUCAGGCUGUUAGCAGCAGCUGA